Aplysia californica (California sea hare) is the source of this 4743-nucleotide messenger RNA. Its product is annotated as importin alpha 3. The transcript has 14 exons. Gene Ontology annotation, molecular function: protein binding; nuclear import signal receptor activity. The coding region runs from base 142 to 1689 and encodes 515 amino acids. Gene Ontology annotation, biological process: NLS-bearing protein import into nucleus. Lineage: Eukaryota; Metazoa; Mollusca; Gastropoda; Aplysiida; Aplysiidae. Gene Ontology annotation, cellular component: nucleoplasm; nucleus; cytoplasm. The record is from RefSeq and is a predicted model, not a curated record.
UAACAUAUUUGACGGAAAGCAUGAUCAAGUCCGACAUUUCUAAGGUGUGAAGAGGAUCAAGAAAGAAAGAAACUGACUAAACUGAUAGAAUAUUUAACUUUGUAGACACAGGCUACAGUUCAUCGUUAUUAUAUCGCAGAUAUGGCAACCGAUCCGGCAGGAAAGGGGACGAGGGGUCUGAUGUUCAAGAACAAGGGCAAGGAUGCAGACGAAAUGCGUCGGAGACGAACAGAAGUCACAGUUGAGCUGCGAAAAAAUAAAAAAGAAGAGCACAUGCUGAAACGGCGCAAUGUGCCCACUCAAGACAGCACCGAUUCUGAAGAUAAUGAGAAACCCACUACCCAGUCCCUGGAAACCAUCGUUGCCAAUGCCAGUAGCCCUGAGCCAGAGGUUCAGUUAGGUGCUGUUCAAGCAGCCAGGAAAUUAUUGUCAAGUGAUCGGAACCCCCCAAUUGAUGAUCUAAUUACAUCUGGUAUCCUUCCCAUCUUGGUCAACUGUUUGUCAAGAGAUGACAAUCCAUCUUUACAGUUCGAGGCUGCAUGGGCUUUAACAAAUAUUGCCUCUGGCACUUCAGCUCAAACGCAGGCUGUGGUCAAUGCAGGUGCUGUACCAUUUUUCUUGCAGCUGUUGCGGUCGCCACAUCAGAAUGUCUGUGAACAGGCUGUGUGGGCUUUGGGUAAUAUUAUUGGUGACGGUCCCGAAUGCAGGAACUAUGUGAUCAGCCUGGGUGCUGUCCAGCACCUGUUGACCUUUAUCAAUCCCAACAUCCCACUGCCCUUUCUGCGUAACGUGGCGUGGGUCAUCGUCAACCUGUGUCGGAACAAGGACCCGCCACCUCCAGCGGAGACUAUCGAGGAAAUUCUACCAGCAUUGUGCACUCUUAUCCACCACUCAGAUGUCAACAUUCUGGUGGACACAGUGUGGGCCCUGUCCUACCUGACGGAUGGGGGUAAUGACCAGAUCCAGAUGGUCAUCGACAGCGGUGUGGUCCCCUUCCUUGUCCCUCUCCUCUGCCACCAGGAUGUCAAAGUGCAGACUGCAGCUUUGAGGGCUGUGGGCAACAUUGUCACUGGCACAGAUGAACAGACACAGGCAGUUCUAAACUGCAAUGCUCUGCAACACUUUUCGUCUUUGCUCACACAUCCAAAGGAAAAAAUCAACAAGGAAGCAGUUUGGUUCUUGUCCAACAUCACAGCUGGGAAUCAGCAACAGGUGCAGGCUGUGAUAGACGCCAGCCUCAUCCCUUUGAUUAUCCACCAUCUCAACAGAGGUGAUUUCCAAACUCAGAAAGAAGCAGCCUGGGCUAUCAGUAACUUGACUAUCAGCGGCAAGAAAGAACAGGUGGCCUAUGUGGUUGAGAUGGGAGUUCUGCCCCCCUUCUGCAAUCUCUUGUCAGUGAAGGAUGCUCAAGUGGUCAAUGUAGUCUUAGAUGGGAUUAACAACAUACUCAAAAUGGCUGGAGAGGACGUGGAUCAGAUUUGCCAAAUUAUUGAAGAGUGUGGAGGCCUGGACAAGAUUGAAAACCUACAGAAUCAUGAAAAUGAAGAGAUCUACAAACUGUCGUAUGAGAUCAUUGAUAGUUUCUUCCAGGAUGAGGAUCAAGAGGAAUCACUCCUGCCUCAGGCUUCUCAAGAGGGCUACCAGUUUGACCCCAACGCACAGAUUCCACAGGAAGGGUUCAAGUUUUGACGACUGUUGGUAGACGCAAACUGACCCCAAAGACACUGUACAAAGUAGUGACUGACUUAAGACACUAGACUACUACUUCUUGAACUGGGGAUCGUCACAGGUGCGCGGCACAUGCCAAUUUGUGCUUGAUCCCUGGCCUUCCAACACGUCGCGUCGUACGUGGGCUUCUCUUCCACUCGCUUAUGCGGCACCCUGCGAAGAGCCUGUUGUCCCCUGUCUCCCAUCAAGUUCCCGACACCGCCCAUCUUGUCUGCCAGAAUGUUCUGCUGGCCGCCUUCCGACUGCUCUGCUUGUACCUGGACAGAGCACCGACGAUGACCUUCUGCCUUUUUACACGACCCGGACAACUGACCCCCCGACCCCAACUGGAAAGAUGACUGGACUGACCAAGCCAUGUUAUAAUGAACUGUGAGAGGACUUCACCACGGCUACGAAUGUUCUCUCUCCCCCCACCAUCCCCCCUCAUUUGGUUGGGUCGUUGAGUGUACAAUUUUUGCUCAAUGGGCCUCCCUUCCCAGCCAGCCAAGUGGCACUCGUGCUCUCUCCUCGCACACACGCAUCCUUUGUCCCCUCGGGCUGGGGUGUUGGCUGCUGAUCCAGUGAGUGGGCUCUCUCUUCUGCGUUGGCACACCAAAGAUUUUUGUCUCCUUCACCAUCAAACACCGCCACCACCACCACACAGGACAGGGGGGGGCUCAUCUGGUCAGAGCCUCUGUGUGCCCGUUGUUCUUCCUUGCCUCUUCUGUCAUAUAUUUGCUACUGCUGGAUGAGACGACAGUCACUACUUCUACUACUACGAUUAACGAACCCCCAGACAUCCACCAACUGCCCCACCUCCACAUACCAUCUACCUUGACGAUGACCCUCAGAAGCCUGGACCCAGCUCUCGACCCACCCACAUCCCAGCUGUCAUGGUAUUUCAUGGCGUCAACAGUGUCGGCGCGUAGUGUGACCCUUGGCAAUGUAACAAAGACCCAGGCGAUGACAACAUCGCGAUCGUAUAUAAACUACAACCUGACAACCUUGAUCAGAAAAGAAGGAAAGAAAACACCCACCCCCACCCCCCACCCCCUUCUUCCCCUGGUGCCUCCGCUGUUAGCGAUAUAUUUUUUUUCCUACCAUCAUUAAUUUAUUUAUUUUUAAUCAUUUUUUGGGAGAGCUUUGAAAAUCAUCCUGGUACGCAAAUAAAAUGCCGCUGUGCAUGAAAUCCUUCCUGCGUAGUCAAUGCUGGUGUGUGUACAGUCCACCAGGUGUUAUGUUAUGUAGAAUGUAUCCUGCACAAACUGGGCAAUAUAAUUAACCCUCCAAGUGUCCAGGCUGUUGUGUCACAGCCGUGAGUUUGUCAGCAAUUGAGCUGCUAUCUAGGAUUCACUUCUCCUUUUGUUAAAUCACCAAAUCAGUCCCGUUUCAGUCCGCACAGGAGAGUUCUUUUCCCACAGGGGGCAAAAGAUUGAGGUGAGACUGUAAUGGAAACCGAAAACUCAUCCUGACUGGUCCUGGCAGGAUCUAAAUUAUGUUGAUGGAGGCAUGUGUCAUUUCUUUCAACACCGAUAUUGUGUUUUAAAAAAAGGAGGGUUGCCAUUGCACAUUCUUGUAGUCGAAAUGUUCUUACUGGAUCAACUAGUUUUUGUUAUUUGGUUCACAAGGAACUAAUCAGCCAUUUUCUUUCUACCGCUCGUUGAAAUGCAUACUUUCAAUCUGUAAAAAUAGGUGGACAGUUAUUUUUUUUUCCCUUUUUGCCAAGCCUUUCAGGUUAAGAAAUUAUGUAUACGAGUCAAUUAGAAAUGGAUUUCAAAAAUAGUUUUCCAAGGACUUUUUGUCACUUGACGUGAAAACGAUCAGGAUUCCUUGGUCCCACGUAAUUGAACCUAUGACACUUGGAGGAUUAAUCAUGACAUUAUUCUCAUGAUUUUCUCUGGCUUUUGAACUGAUGUUUUUUCGAACACAAUUAAACCCGGCAUGUGUAACUGCUGCUGUAUUUUGUGCAUUGGCAAUUUGUUUGUUGGUUGUACAGAUCAAUAGAUGAGAUCAGAUGCAAGUCAUAUUUUCAUAAGAUCCUCGUUGUGUCCAUGGUCACGAUGACUCGCUUGUUUUAUUAUUAUAUAUUGCAGUGACUGUCUGGUUUUUGUUGGGGUUUUUUUGUUUUUUUAAAUUGAGUUCCUGGGAAGUAGUGUUGUUGGGUAUUGCUCAUGGGCUGAUGUCAUAUUCUGUUGCCUCUUGUUGGGCCGCUCGCUCAGCACAUCUUUGCAUGCAUGGCUGCUUUAUUAAGCUUUUGACUCCACGUUCUCUCCGGGGGGGGGGGGGGGGGUGCCACUCUCUCAGUCGCUGCGGGGUUUCCUAGAGUUGGGAUGGGGGGAGAUCUCAUCACCAUGAUGUGCUGGUCUCUUGUUUUUGUUGUAGCAGUAGCAAUAAUAAGUCUGUUGUUGUUGCUGGUCCAUGUGAUGCUUAAUUGUGGCUACUGUCUGGUGGGCUCUGGGAACCUCGUGACUUGUGGCACCCCGAGCUCUCUCACUUGACCCCCCCCCCCCCCCCCCCCCCCAUCCUUCCCAGGGAUAGAUUGUGCGUGGGGGGACACAAAGAGAGGGAUCGUUAGAGACGGGGUAGGACUGGAAAUCGAAACUAUUGUACAUUAAUAAUAUAAGUGGUGUGUUUUGUGGGAGGGAGGGGUGGACUGAUCCUAAUUUUGUCUUUCAACAAGUGGGUAUGGAAAAGUGGAGAAAAGCUUGAUAGUUGCAAGCAUCUGUAUAGGCAUAAAUAAUGUCAUCUUUUGUUGCAUUUCUCUGUUCCCCCCGCCCCCUCAUCCGUGAUGAUGUUGGCUUGUUCAGAACAGGAUCUGUAGAGCCGACAUGCCAAGCUAUUUGCUGGACACGUGUCUUGCUUGCUUCUUGAUUUAGGUUUUCUACCACUAGGAUGCAUGUACGUGUAGUUGGUUGCAUUGUAUUUCCAAAAUUAAUUCCUGAGCACUAGUGCUUUUUGGCUGUAAAAAGGAACAAAACGCUCCCGUUCUUGGACAACUUUGGAACUUGAUCAGUAAUAAAAUUUCAUGAAAGACGA